AUAGAAAUAUGACUAAUUUGUCUUACGUGAUUGCUUGACAUAUUAAUUACGAUGUAAACAAAAUUACAAAGACUGAAUAUAAAAGUUCAAAGUAUACAGGAGAAUUGAAAUGAGAACAGUAGAGAAAUAAUAGUACCAGUAGAUAGAUAUUUCAAUUUAAAAGUGAAAAGUUGAGAGCUUUGUGCAAUGUUAGCUUCGAUAGAACAUAAAUUCGAAAAUCAAAAUAGCAAAAUACGUCACCAAUGCGAUUAUUGCGGUAAGAUUUUAUCAACUAAACGAAAUUUGAACAAUCACGUGGAUGGUGUUCAUUUGAAGCUAAAGAAAUUUGUUUGCGACGAUUGUGGACAGUCUUUUGUCAUGAAAGAACGUUUGAAUAAGCACAUUAAGAAUGUCCAUCAAAUAAUAAAAAAUCACUCUUGCGACGCGUGCGGAAAGAAUUUUUGUUAUAAAAGUGAGUUAAUUAGACACAUUGAUGAAAUCCACGAAAAAAUCAAAGAUCACAAAUGUGAAGAGUGUGGCAAGUCUUUUGGGCGAAACAGCUGUUUGAUGAGACACAUCGAUGCAGUUCAUUUAGAACUGAAAGAACACAUGUGUGAGGAAUGUGGGAAGCCUUUUGGUGAUAAAAUUAACUUGAAUAAACACAUUGAUGUAGUACAUAAAAAUAUCAAAGAUCACAAAUGCUUCGAGUGCGGCGAGUCGUUUGGAUAUAGAAUGAAUCUGAUGAGGCACACCGAUGUAGUUCAUUUGAAACUAAAAGAACACAUAUGUAAGGAAUGUGAAACAUCUUUUGGAUAUAAACGUGACUUAAAUAGACACAUUGCCGAAGUACAUAAAAAAGUUAAAAAUUACAAAUGCGAGGAGUGUGGCAAGCUUUUUGUACGGCAAACCCAUGUGAUGAGGCAUAUAGAUGUAGUUCAUUUGAAUCUGAAAGAACACACGUGUGAGGAAUGUGGGAAAUCUUUUAGUGAAAAAAGCCACUUAAACAAACAUAUUGCCACAGUUCAUAAAAAAAUAAAAAAAGACAAGUGCGAAGAUAUAUCGAGUUUUUUUCCACAAAUGAUUACUUUAAAGCACCCUCAGGUGCAAUUCAUUAAAAAAUAAAAGAACACAUCAGAAAAGAAUGUUGCAAAGCUUUUAGUCCGAUUACUAUUUUUCAGAAGCACGUAAUCGCAACUCAUCGACAUAUUAAAAAAUUAAGAAAAAUCACGAAAAAACGGACCCUGCAUUCGGAUUCAGCGACUG
This is a messenger RNA of Trichogramma pretiosum, 1242 nucleotides long. RefSeq names its product zinc finger protein 708-like. The coding region runs from base 187 to 1101 and encodes 304 amino acids. The record is from RefSeq and is a predicted model, not a curated record. NCBI's taxonomy places the organism in Eukaryota, Metazoa, Arthropoda, Insecta, Hymenoptera, Trichogrammatidae. Gene Ontology annotation, cellular component: nucleus. The transcript has a single exon.